UACACACAACAUCCUGUUAGCAGACAGCCGACAACUGAACCGUCUGAUAUGGAGCAACUACCAAAAGUAUUCCCCCUGAAAUGUGCAGUACAGAAGUACCUGUGGGGCAAGGUGGGAAUUGAUAGUGAGGUCGCCAAGCUGUCGUUGAGUGCAGACUCCACAUUUGAAGUGGAUGAGAAUUUGACAUAUGCAGAGCUAUGGAUGGGCACACAUCCCAAUGGUCCAUCCAGGAUAAUUUCAGGCUCAGGAGAUGCAGAUAUCGACUUAGGAGCUUGGGUUAAAAAAAAUGCAGAUAGUAUAGGCAAAGAUAUGGAGAAAGAUAAGAACUUGGCAUUCCUAUUUAAAGUUCUCUCUGUCAAAACAGCAUUGUCCAUUCAAGCACAUCCAGACAAGGUCCUGGCUGAAAAGAUACAUCAUGAAAAGCCUGACAUUUAUAAAGACCCAAACCACAAACCAGAAAUGGCCAUAGCUCUGACACCCUUCAAGGGACUUUGUGGGUUCAGACCAAUUACAGAAGUUGCUGGAUUUCUUAAAUAUAUUGAAGAGUUCCGUACAGCUGUGGGUGGUCAAUAUGUGGUGAAGCUGCUCACAGCAAGUAAAUGUAUGGACCCGAAAAUGCAUAGAGAAGCCAUGAAGGACUGCUUCACAGGGCUGAUGAAUCAGAAAAAGGAAACCAUCCAUACCCAGCUGAGCAGUCUGAUCAGCCACGUGGCACAGCUGGAAAAAGAGGGCAAAGACACCAGCGGGUAUGAGGCAGAUGUUCUAUUGAAGUUAAACAAAGAAUUCCCAGGAGAUGUGGGGUGCUUCGCCAUCUACUUCCUUAAUAUUGUCAACCUGAAACCAGGAGAAGCUAUGUUCCUCAGAGCUAGCUUGCCACAUGCCUAUCUGUCUGGAGACUGCAUAGAAUGUAUGGCUUGCUCUGACAACACAAUUAGAGCUGGGCUGACGUCUAAGUUACGUGAUGUUGAACUUUUGUGUGAGAUGCUAGACUAUACAAGCAAUACCGUGGCCCAAACCAAGUUCAGACCUAUUAAACGAGGAGAUGUGACCUACUAUAAACCAGAUGUUGAGGACUUCAUGGUGACUAAAGUCGAGGUGCCAGCUGACUGUACCAGUGGGGUACUUCACAGUAUAGACAGUGCUAGCAUCUGUAUCAUCAUUGAAGGUGACGGUCAGGCUUCCUCCAGCACAUUGGUCAAUGCCUUGGACUUAAGCAAGGGAUCCGUCUUCUUCAUCGCCGCUAAUGAGGAAGUCCAUCUCACAGUCAGCUCACAGGGAAUGCUGGUGUUCCGAGCUUCAUACAAUGUCAAGAUACCUUCGGCCUAAUCAACACAGCAGUCUCAUAACUACUUCUCUAACAAUAUAGGUCCCAAGAGGAUAGGGAGAAACUUCGGGGUCUCCUCCCAAACCCAACUUACAAAACCUACAAAAAGUAGUGUGGUUUUCGGUUAUUUUCGAUUUUAAUAUAUUUUUUUCAUAUAUUUUUGAUGUCUUGUAAUCUCAAUUUUAUAGAUUUAUUUCAAAGGGCCAAAUUCUUACUGCCUUAAAACCUCUGGAUCAAUCUGCAAUGACAAAGAAGGAGCAGAUUUAAAUAUAUUGUAUUGAAUUCUAAUAUUUAAAAUGUAUUGAGUUAUAACAGUAGGGGACUGAAUCAGUGUGACAAGAUGGGCUGUAGAAAUGGUUCUGUCAUACAAGUAAGGUUGAUAGAUAAAGUGCUAACAUAUACUACCUGGUUCAAACAAAAUAAACGAUUCUGGUCUUAUUACGAUCUAUUGUAGGUUUCCAUUGUUUCCGGUUUAAAAAAACAGAAUUAGGUCUUUUCCAGUUGUGAUUAUAUUGGUAGUAGUGGGGCCCCCUGUCCCUUCAGUUUAUAUUUAUAUCUGGAAUAGCACUUACAAACGUAUCACCAUAGAUGGGAGAUGCUCUAUUGUUUGAUUAAUGUUGAGCUGUUUGAAAUAGAUAUAGUUAUAUUAACAUGCUUUAUUUAGGUACAGUCAUGUACUAGAUAUUAUGUGCAAUUUGCUUGUUGUCAAAUCAUGUUUUGCUUGUGAGUAAUGUACAAGGGUUUGUGUUUAUGCCAUCGCCAUAUCCGUUUAAAUCAUAAAAUGUUUCAUAAUUCUCUUUGAACAUUGUAAACUUUGAAAAGGUCCCAAUUUAUGACACAUGUAGUGCUAACUCUUUUUAUGAUAUUUAAUGAUAGAUUCCUGGUACAGGAUUUUGUAUCCUCUACACUAGACUCAAAACAUAACAAUUGUAGUAUAAAUAUAGGAUCUUACAUGAGUUUCCAUUUCAUAUGAGAGUCUAAGAAUUUUUCAAUUUAGCGAGCCUCUAAA
This is a messenger RNA of Mizuhopecten yessoensis (Yesso scallop), 2333 nucleotides long. Its product is annotated as mannose-6-phosphate isomerase-like. The record is from RefSeq and is a predicted model, not a curated record. Gene Ontology annotation, molecular function: zinc ion binding; mannose-6-phosphate isomerase activity. The transcript has 8 exons. Gene Ontology annotation, cellular component: cytosol. Gene Ontology annotation, biological process: carbohydrate metabolic process; GDP-mannose biosynthetic process. Bases 49 to 1326 code for a protein of 425 amino acids. NCBI's taxonomy places the organism in Eukaryota, Metazoa, Mollusca, Bivalvia, Pectinida, Pectinidae.